This is a messenger RNA of Cylindrotheca closterium, 909 nucleotides long. NCBI's taxonomy places the organism in Eukaryota, Bacillariophyta, Bacillariophyceae, Bacillariales, Bacillariaceae. The record is from the annotation of a GenBank genome assembly.
AUGACUGAGAACCAUGAAGACGAAUCGCAAAGUCACGAGGAGGGACCCAGUGAUGACGAGACUGAUGCAUCUGGCGAAUUCACGAUCUCAGAGAUCAUUGAAAAUAGUUCCGUGUCAUCCAAGAGUACAACGUCUAGAACCCGUCGAGAAAAUGAACGUCUACGAUUGGCGAACGAACAGCUGAAAGUCUUCAAUGAGCAACUGAAGAAAGCAAACAAGGGACGCAGCAAUGAUAGUGACAUUGGUUCGAAUAGCACUCGCUCCAGCAGUCGCUCUAGCACUCGCCGUGAAAUUGAGAGACUACACUUGGAGAAUGACAAAUUACGAUCCGAAAUGGCUGAUUUACAGCAAGCGUUUAGAGCUAUUUUGCAAACUUCCGACGUUCCCAGCGCCGCCCCUGUUCCUGACAUUGUGGAUGUAGAAGUAUUUCGACCUGCCGACCGGGAAGAGCUGCUAAGCUUUCAAAUUGAAAGAUUGAAUAACCUUGUUCAAGCUCUCCAGAUGGACAAUGAAGACCUAAGGUCCCUCCUGGUGGGAAAAUCGUCGAGAGGUUCAGGUGGGAGUGUUGCCAGCAGCAUUGCUGUCGCGCCAAUAAGUUUAUGGGAGACGUACCGAACCCAAAUUCUCAAGGGCGGAGCUGUUGUCAUCGUGGUGGGGGCGGUUGCUUACUUUUUUUGGCCUGUCCUUUGUGAAGGCAGUGGUGGCAGAGCAGCGAUUGCACAAAUGGUGUUUGAAACUGGCACAUCUGCUGAAGUCUCGAUCGAACCGGCCCCGACUCUCGUAACCGCCGAAAAAGCCGCCAAGAAGACGACUUGCUCUGUUGCUGCUUCUAUUGCUGCGGCAACCAUUGGUAUGCUCCAGGUAUCCCAAAAUGGAGUUGGACUUCCAGGAGAGGACGACUACUACUAA